AUUAUUUAAAAGAUUAAAUAAACUUUUUAAAUAAAAGACACCAAAGCUUUUAAAAUGCGUGGAAGUACAGCGGGUUUAACAGUGUCGGGUAAAGGGAAAUCACCAGCACAUUAUGCAUUAUUAUCGGUACUCGAUUCAAGUCUUGCAAUUUUUAUAUUAUCACCAGCGGUUGUUGGUUACUGGCGUGCUGUAUGGGAAUUAAUGUCAAUUUAUGUUUAUCCCGAAGAUCCAUUUACAAGUGCAUUAGUAUCGGUUAUAUUUGGUUUUAGUGGGCAUAUUAUUGCUGGAUUAUAUCAAAAUAAUUUUGAAAAAUGGUUGGAUCCAGAUAAAAGACGUUUAACAUACUUAAUUGGUUCACGACUUUAUACGAUUAUAUUUGCAUGUGCUUGCGUUAAUACAUGGCGUGGUAUUUGGUUAUUGCUGGAUACGUAUAUGGAAUCAGAAAUUCUUUUGUUAACAUCAUUAAUUGCUAGUGUUGUGGCGUUAAUUUUAAUGCGUUGUACACGAAAUUUAUUAGCGGUACCAUUUUGUAUAGUAAAUGAUAGUGUUCAAUCUUACUUUGAAAUACCUACUUUUUAUCGGGUGCCGAGUUGCGAAAAAAAUCGACCCGCAUAUGUCUUGGAUUGUCUUUUUUCUGUAUUCGUUAUUGGAACAUUGGUGGUUUUCGUUUGGAGAGGCGCUUGGGUUAUUUGCGACAUUUAUUUAUAUCCGGAUGAUGAAGGAUCAUCGGCAAUCGGCAGUGUGAUAUUGGGUUAUAUCGUUACCAUAUCAGCAUUUUUAAUUCAACCUUUAAUGAAAUGGGUUUGCGAGAAAACAACUGGUUUACUAAGACUAUGCAUAGCAGACAUUUAUUUUUUGUUUGCUUUUAUUGGGACUGUAAAUGUAUGGCGUGGUAUAUGGAACGUUUUGAAUCUGUAUUAUUUACCAGAUGAUCCAGAAUUAAGCUGUUGGUCCACACAUACAAUAUUCCUAAUAUUAUUGAUAUUAUUAAAAUGUUCCAAUUCAGUAUUAGUGCGUGGUGUAUAUAUUGAUGCUGAAGAACCCGAUGGUAAAUGUGUUGUAUUUCCAUGCUAUUAUUUACGCUUGUAUUUCCAAAAUGAACGUAUUAAAAAACAUUGUUUACAAUUACAAUCGUUACGUCGUAAAUCUGAUAUUAGUUGCGGUGAUUUUACAAAAGUUAAAUCAAUGCAACAUGAGACAACAGCACAUUUAUGUACAUGUCACAUGACAAAUGAAUCCGUUACAAAUCAUAUUACUGUCAAUAUACCAUUAAUGAAUCCAAUCAAAGAAUGUAAUAUUAAUGAUAACCAUGAUGCUACGUUAUAAGAAAACAAUGACAAUUUUAUCCAAAAACUCAUCUGUAAAAUAUAACAAUCUUUGAUUUGAAUAAAAAGUUAUUGUGGAAAUAACUUUGCGAUUUCGAUUUGAUUACGAGUGAUGAUGGAGUUUCCAUGAGAAGAGUCAACAAUAUAAAUGCUGGUAUACUCGAAUUUAAAAACUGAUCUGAAAGUAUUGGAAUAAUUUGUGAUUAAAAGUACUCCUUAAACUUAAAGAAUGUUGUUAUUUUAAGGACGUUCCC
Molecule: messenger RNA, 1579 nt
Organism: Chrysoperla carnea
Lineage: Eukaryota; Metazoa; Arthropoda; Insecta; Neuroptera; Chrysopidae
Gene: fusl
Exons: 4
Coding region: 55-1326 (423 amino acids)
Biological process (GO): clustering of voltage-gated calcium channels; neuromuscular synaptic transmission; neuron-neuron synaptic transmission
Cellular component (GO): presynaptic membrane
Source: RefSeq, a predicted model, not a curated record